This is a messenger RNA of Neurospora tetrasperma FGSC 2508, 1416 nucleotides long. RefSeq lists its product as uncharacterized. The transcript has 4 exons. The record is from RefSeq and is a predicted model, not a curated record. Gene Ontology annotation, cellular component: ribosome; cytosolic large ribosomal subunit. NCBI's taxonomy places the organism in Eukaryota, Fungi, Ascomycota, Sordariomycetes, Sordariales, Sordariaceae. Bases 66 to 1151 code for a protein of 361 amino acids. Gene Ontology annotation, biological process: translation. Gene Ontology annotation, molecular function: RNA binding; structural constituent of ribosome.
CGCCGGUCUUGAUCUUUUUUCGCAUCCCCCAACUUCCUGUCAGGAGCACAGAUACAGCGGACACAAUGGCCUCCAGACCGACCGUCACCAUCAUCGGCGCCGAUGGCAAGGCCACCGGCACCACCGAGGUCCUCCCCAAGGUCUUCGGUGCUCCCAUCCGCCCGGAUAUCGUCAAGCACGUCCACACCGGCAUGGCCAAGAACAAGCGCCAGCCGUACUCCGUCAGCGAGAAGGCUGGUCACCAGACCUCUGCUGAGUCCUGGGGCACUGGUCGCGCUGUUGCCCGUAUCCCCCGUGUCUCCGGUGGUGGUACUCACCGCGCCGGUCAGGCCGCUUUCGGUAACAUGUGCCGUUCCGGUCGCAUGUUCGCUCCCACCAAGAUCUGGCGCAAGUGGCACGUCAAGGUCAACCAGGGCCAGAAGCGUUUCGCUACUGCCUCUGCCCUUGCUGCCUCCGCUGCCGCUCCUCUCCUGAUGGCCCGCGGUCACCAGGUCUCUACCGUCCCCGAGGUUCCCCUCGUUGUUGACUCCGCUGCUUUCUCCGGUGUCAACAAGACCGCCAACGCUCUUGCCCUCCUCAAGGCCGUUGGUGCUGGUGCUGAUGUCCAGAAGGCCAAGGCUUCCAAGAAGCUUCGCGCCGGUAAGGGCAAGCUCCGUGACCGCCGCCACCGCCAGCGUCGCGGUCCCCUCGUCGUCUACUCCGCCGAGACCGACGGCAAGGACCUCAUCAAGGGCUUCCGCAACAUCCCCGGUGUUGAGACCUCCCCCGUCGAUGCCCUCAACCUCCUCCAGCUCGCCCCCGGUGGCCACCUCGGUCGCUUCAUCGUCUGGACCUCUGCCGCCAUCAAGGAGCUUGAUGCCGUCUACGAGUCCAAGAAGGGCUUCCAGCUUCCCGCCAACGUUGUCGCCCAGGCCGACCUUACCCGCCUCAUCAACUCUUCUGAGAUCCAGUCCGUCCUCCGCGCCCCCAAGGGUGACGCCAAGACCAAGCGCUCCAACGUCCAGAAGAAGAACCCUCUCCGCAACAAGCAGGUUCUCCUCCGCCUCAACCCCUACGCCGCUACCUUCGCCAAGGAGAAGCUCGGCGAGAUCAAGGAGGAGGGCAAGCCCCAGCGCGUUCCCGCCACCUUCAAGGUCCUCCUCCAGGAGUAAAUUUGGAGUUAACGGCAAAACGGAAGACAGGAAGGUGUGGGUGCGAAUUCGGCGUCACGGAUUAGGCAUGUGUUCACAAUACACACAUCAAUGAAUUCUGAAACCGAAACGAUUUCCUUUUCUUUUGUUCACCACAAUCUCGGUACUGAGCGAGUGACCUUGUAGAUUCAAUACCCCAUUUGUUUACAUGAUUUCCCGUCUUGUUGUGUGACAUGUCGAUCUUCCAGCUGCGUAGGACAGUAAAUACACUUGGCGUCAGUGCUUU